This is a messenger RNA of Nematostella vectensis (starlet sea anemone), 1323 nucleotides long. RefSeq lists its product as uncharacterized. The coding region runs from base 52 to 942 and encodes 296 amino acids. The record is from RefSeq and is a predicted model, not a curated record. NCBI's taxonomy places the organism in Eukaryota, Metazoa, Cnidaria, Anthozoa, Actiniaria, Edwardsiidae. The transcript is spliced from 2 exons.
UAUGGUGCUACAUUGGAAUCUCAUGAAUACGGACAGUGGAACCCCGUUAUUAUGGAUACUAUAGGCAACCGUAAAAGUUUCCUCGUACAGUGGAACCCCAUUAAUACGGACACCAUAGCGAACCGUGAAAGUUUCCCCGUACAGUGGAACCCCCUUAAUACGGACACCAUAGGGAACCGUGAAAGUUUCCCCGUACAGUGGAACCCCAUUAAUACGGACACCAUAGCGAACCAUGAAAGUUACCCCAUUAAUACGGACACCAUAGCGAACCGUAAAAGUUUCCUCGUACAGUGGAACCCCAUUAAUACAGACACCAUAGGGAACCGUGAAAGUUUCCCCGUACAGUGGAACCCCCUUAAUACGGACACCAUAGGGAACCGUGAAAGUUUCCCCGUACAGUGGAACCCCAUUUAUACGGACACCAUAGGGAACCGUGAAAGUUUCCCCGUACAGUGGAACCCCCUUAAAACGGACACCAUAGGGAACCGUGAAAGUUUCCCCGUACAGUGGAACCCCAUUUAUACGGACACCAUAGGGAACCGUGAAAGUUACCCCGUACAGUGGAACCCCAUUAAUACGGACACCAUAGGGAACCGUGAAAGUUUCCCCGUACAGUGGAACCCCAUUUAUACGGACACCAUAGGGUACCGUGAAUGUUUCCCCGUACAGUGGAACCCCCUUAAAACGGACACCAUAGGGAACCGUGAAAGUUUCCCCGUACAGUGGAACCCCAUUAAUACGGACACCAUAGGGAACCGUGAAAGUUUCCCCGUACAGUGGAACCCCAUUUAUACGGACACCAUAGGGUACCGUGAAUGUUUCCCCGUACAGUGGAACCCCCUUAAUACGGACACCAUAGGGAACCGUGAAAGUUUCCCCGUACAGUGGAACCCCCUUAAUAUGGACACCAUAGGGAACCGUGAAAGUUUCCCCGUACAGUGAAACCCCAUUUAUACGGACACCAUAGCGAACCGUGAAAGUUACCCCAUUAAUACGGACACCUUAGCGAACCGUGAAAGUUUCCCCGUACAGUGGAACCCCAUUAAUACGGACACCAUAGGGAACCGUGAAAGUUUCCCCGUACAGUGGAACCCCCUUAAUACGGACACCAUAGGAUGAAAACCGUAAUGCGGUUCUCAUACAAAAAAAAAUAUAUUUAUCUUAAUAUAUAUUUUUUGGUUUUAUAGAUAUCAGUAUUGUAAAGUUUGGUUCGGUAAAAAAUUAACAUAAUGCGGUAUGAUAUAUACAAGGAUAUACUUUAUAAUAUUACUAUAAAGUUAAGAUCUUAUAUUUAUCAUAAAUAAAGAUUGACUGCCUAAUAAA